CCUCCGGGGAAGGCGAAGAAGGAACUCUGCAAGAGCAGCGCCGGAACACAGCGCCAGACUCCGAAAGUAUUAACAUUGUUUAGCCGUUAGGGCGGUUGGCGGCAACUCGGCGGCCGGCGGCAGUUGCGUCGUACCCCGAAGCGUGCCUGGGCGCACGCUCCUCCUCGGUUCCUCCACUCACAGUGCUGGAGAGGCGCGGGGAGAAAGUCGCGGCGGGUGUUGGAACUACAACUCCCGCAAGGCCUUGCGCGUCCAGGGCGCUUUACAAUAGCAGCUCGGUUGGCGAGGUCUGCGGAGAGGGGUCGGAACUGCCGUUUCCGGCAUGUUCAGCUCUACGAGAAGGACGGAGCGGUGGAGGGCGGGGGAGAGACUCCAAUGCCCAGCGGGCCCUGCGCGGGUGGCGCUUGCGCGAAUCGCGGACGGGGGGGCGGUCGGGCCAUUUAAAUGUGUGUUUGUGGGUGAAAUGGCUGCGCAGGUCGGAGCGGUUCGCGUAGUACGGGCGGUGGCGGCGCAGGAGGAGACGGACAAAGAAGGGAAGGAGAAACCCCAUGUUGGGGUCUCGCAGCGGGGAGUGAAGCGGCAGCGCCGGGCGAGCAGCGGGGGUUCUCAGGAGAAGCGGGGGCGGCCGAGCCAGGACCCCCCUCUCGCUCCCCCUCAUCGGCGGCGUCGCAGCCGCCAACAUCCCGGGCCGCUGCCUGCAACGAAUGCCGCCCCAACCGUCCCGGGCCCUGUUGAGCCUCUGCUCCUGCCGCCUCCGCCGCCACCGUCGCUGGCGCCCGCCGGGCCCGCCGUCGCUGCCCCGCUCCCGGCUCCGGGCACCUCGGCCCUCUUCACCUUCUCGCCCCUGACGGUGAGCGCGGCCGGGCCCAAGCAUAAGGGCCACAAGGAGCGGCACAAGCACCAUCACCACCGCGGCUCCGAUGGUGAUCCCGGCGCCUGCGUUCCGGGCGAUCUCAAGCACAAGGACAAGCAGGAAAACGGUGAGAGGAGCGGAGGGGUGCCUCUGAUCAAGGCCCCUAAGAGAGAAACAGCAGAUGAAAAUGGUAAAACCCAGAGAGCUGAUGAUUUUGUCUUGAAGAAAAUAAAGAAGAAAAAGAAAAAGAAACAUCGAGAAGACAUGCGAGGAAGGCGCCUUAAAAUGUACAAUAAGGAAGUGCAAACCGUCUGUGCCGGCUUGACCCGUAUCAGCAGAGAGAGUCUCCCCCAAGGACAGCUAAAUAGCACUUCAGGACUUAAUAAGGAGUCUUUCAGGUAUCUGAAGGAUGAACAGCUGUGCAGAUUAAAUUUGGGCAUGCAAGAAUAUCGGGUGCCCCAGGGAGUACAGACACCUUUUACAACGCACCAGGAACAUUCUAUUCGCAGAAAUUUCUUAAAAACAGGUACUAAAUUUAGCAACUUUAUUCAUGAAGAACACCAGUCCAAUGGUGGUGCUCUUGUCCUUCAUGCAUACAUGGACGAACUCUCAUUUUUGUCUCCAAUGGAGAUGGAGAGAUUUUCUGAGGAGUUUCUUGCUUUGACAUUCAGUGAAAAUGAGAAAAAUGCUGCCUACUAUGCUUUAGCAAUAGUGCAUGGAGCGGCUGCUUAUCUCCCAGACUUCUUGGACUACUUUGCUUUUAAUUUUCCCAACACUCCAGUGAAAAUGGAAAUUUUGGGCAAGAAAGAUAUUGAAACAACCACCAUUUCAAAUUUUCACACUCAGGUCAACAGGACAUAUUGCUGUGGUACCUACCGAGCAGGUCCUAUGCGGCAGAUAAGUCUUGUUGGAGCAGUAGAUGAAGAAGUUGGUGAUUAUUUUCCAGAGUUCCUUGAUAUGUUAGAAGAAUCACCAUUUCUGAAAAUGACUUUGCCCUGGGGUACACUUUCCAGCCUCCAACUACAGUGUAGGUCUCAGAGCGACGAUGGGCCUAUAAUGUGGGUAAGGCCGGGAGAACAGAUGAUCCCUACAGCAGAUAUGCCAAAGUCGCCCUUCAAAAGACGACGAUCAAUGAAUGAAAUUAAGAAUCUCCAGUACCUACCUCGGACAAGUGAACCCCGAGAAGUCCUCUUUGAAGACAGGACAAGAGCUCAUGCUGAUCAUGUAGGUCAGGGGUUUGACUGGCAGAGUACGGCUGCUGUUGGGGUUUUGAAGGCUGUACAGUUCGGUGAAUGGAGUGACCAGCCUCGCAUAACCAAAGAUGUGAUUUGUUUUCAUGCUGAGGACUUUACUGAUGUUGUACAGAGACUUCAGUUAGACCUUCAUGAACCUCCAGUUUCCCAGUGUGUACAGUGGGUGGAUGAAGCGAAACUAAACCAAAUGAGGAGAGAAGGCAUUCGCUAUGCUAGAAUUCAGCUUUGCGACAAUGAUAUCUACUUCAUCCCUAGAAAUGUCAUUCAUCAGUUCAAAACAGUGUCAGCAGUUUGCAGCUUAGCCUGGCAUAUAAGGCUUAAACAGUACCACCCUGUUGUGGAAGCCCCUCAAAACACAGAAAACAAUUCCAACGUGGACUGUGGUUUAGAAGUUGACUCCCAGUGUGUGAGAGUAAAAACUGAAUCUGAGGAAACAUGCACAGAGAUGCAGCUUUUGACAACUGCUUCCUCAUCUUUCCCACCGCCAUCAGAACUUCAUCUACAGGAUCUGAAGACUCAGCCUAUUCCAGUUUUCAAGGUGGAGAGUAGACUGGACUCUGACCAGCAACACGGUCUGCAGGAACAUCCAAGCACUCCUGUGUGAUAUAUCCGAUUUCCCCAUCUCCCACUUGCCAUCCAGCAGAUGCCAUCUGUCAUCUAAGCUGGUCAUUACUAAUAAACAAGGAGACUGUCUCCUGACAGCCAGCACUGUGUGUAAUCACUCAGGAACCAGCGGAUCUGCAAAGACCUACAAUCAAACGCAAAUCUCCGUUUUCCUUUUCCAAAACAUUCUACCCUCACCUCCAGUAUAAACAUAUUAAAAAAUAUAAAAAUGUUGAAAAUCAUGUACUAAUGAAGUUACUGUAUAUUAGAUUGCAAUAGAAUGGAAAGAAACAUUUAGCUAGUAAUGUAUCUGGAAACCCUGAAUGUCCUAUGUGAGUAUUAGAUUUUGAUAGCAUGCUUUAAAGACUGAUGAAUAUAAAAGCAGGGGCUUUGAGUUUCUUGCUGCUUUCAAAACUGUGUCCUAGUUGAGCGAUACAAAUGAUUGCAACUUUUCUAAAUCAUUCAACUAUUUGGUUGGUGGAGUGAGGCGUGGAGCGGUCUGGCGUCCUCUGAUUUGUGAAGUAGCGGUGGCAGUGAGGCUGUACCUGAAAUUGAAGCUGACCUUCCUUUCUGGUAUGUUUUCUGUUGUGCCAACCUUUGAGAGUACUUGCAGAAUGUGGCUAUAAAUUUUAGUGCUUUGUGGACCAGAGGGAUAUUUUAAAAACAUGCUUAUGGAAAGGACCUAAUAAACAAAUACUCCUAACAGCAAAUAGAAUGGUUUUAUGGUAACCAUGAAAAAGGAUAAAAGUCUUCCCCUGCCCCAGAGGUCAUUCUGUAAUUAUCAAGAUAGGACAGGAAUCAGGGUUAUGAUUCUGAGAAAUGUCCCAAAUUCAUAAAGCAAUAAUAAUAACCUCCAUAUUGGUUCCCUCUUCCAAAGUUUAACUCUUGAAAAAUGAAUUCUUAGGCUUAAUUGUACUUUGCUUAUUCAGUACUUACAAGUUUUACUGGUACAUUAUUUUUAAAGACUUGUGGAAAGUGCCCAGUCCCCUUAGAAACAGUUGAACUAUCAGUUCACUAGUAUUCCAAGCUCUUAUAUGGGGAAAGGAGCUUAUUAAACCAUUUGCUAAACUUUAGGAAAAGAUGUAUCAGUCUUAACAGGCAUAAAGAUCUCACCUAAUGACUUGAGAAACUUUUGCUUAUUGCUUUUCCCUGUAUAAAUAUUGUCUAGAAGGAAAGUUAAUAUAGGAACAAGACUCCAAAAUCCAUGAGACUAUGAAUAUAUCCUUUAUCAUUAAUAUUAGCCCAUUAUAUUUUCAUCUGUAUUUGCCUUUUAAAAUUUAUUUGCAUUUAUUGAAGAUAAUUAGGAUUACUGAGUUUGUGUCUUUCUAAUCAGUCAGUUUCAUCCUUUCAGUAGCAUACCAGAGGUUCACAUUUGUGCUAAGUUUCAUGUUUUCAAAACAGUCUGUAGCUGUAUUCACUGGUCAUGCAAGUAGAGGAGAUGCACAACACCAGUGUUUUUCUUAAGUGUACAAAGGACUUAUCCUCAUCCUGGAAGUCUAUUGCUUUAAAAGCAAGUAUCCAUAAAUAUUAUGGCCUUCCAUUUUAAAAAUCUUCAUAAAUUUUUUAGGAUCCACUUGUGCAUGUAGUUGAGACCACCGUCUCUUAAAAUAUAGCACUUUUCAAUUCUCAAGAAAUACUUAUGUACUACUUCUAUCACAUGCUGUAAAUUUUCAUGUAAUAGUGUUUUCUGUGACUAAACUUCAUUUUGAUUGGCAGCUAAGACUUUUUUUUUCCCCCUGUGGCUUUAAUUUAUCUAAGAGGUCUUUGCAUAUAGAUGAAAUGUAUAAUUUGCCUGGCGGACUAUUUUCGUUUGUGUGGCCUUAGUUUGUUCAUUGACAUUAACAAGUGUUUUAAAAAGUUUUUAAUGAAUAGUCUUAAAUCUAAAUUUGUGUGAAUAAUAAUUCUUUUAACACAGUGCUUUUUUGUAGCUGUCUAAGUGUGUUAAAUUGUUAAGCUAUUUCUUUGUAAAAUAGGACAAUGGAAUGCAUAGUUUUUUUUUCUUGUAAAGUAUUUUUUUAAUAAACAAAGUCUGAUUUGUCCUUA
Molecule: messenger RNA, 4752 nt
Organism: Meriones unguiculatus (Mongolian gerbil)
Lineage: Eukaryota; Metazoa; Chordata; Mammalia; Rodentia; Muridae
Gene: Rsbn1
Product: round spermatid basic protein 1
Exons: 8
Coding region: 323-2710 (795 amino acids)
Cellular component (GO): nucleus
Source: RefSeq, a predicted model, not a curated record